Branchiostoma belcheri (Belcher's lancelet) is the source of this 6252-nucleotide messenger RNA. RefSeq lists its product as uncharacterized. The transcript has 17 exons. The record is from RefSeq and is a predicted model, not a curated record. Gene Ontology annotation, biological process: proteolysis; apoptotic process; signal transduction. Lineage: Eukaryota; Metazoa; Chordata; Leptocardii; Amphioxiformes; Branchiostomatidae. The coding region runs from base 129 to 5513 and encodes 1794 amino acids. Gene Ontology annotation, cellular component: cytoplasm.
AUGAUGAAGAACGAAUCACUCGUGGUAGAAAGGAAAUACUGAAGCUUCUCCGACAACAGGAUAAUGAAGUCUCCACACAUAAGAAAGGCUACGAUCCUGUACUCGUCCGGUUCUAUGAAGAAAGCGGAAUGACCGAGGUGAAGAAGGAUUGUCCGUUGAUAGAAGAAGCAGCUAAGCAGAGCGGGAAAACUGUAGACCAAGUGAAGAACUUCAUCGUAAACUAUCGUAAGAGUAAGGGCGGCAGCAAGAGGAGCCUCCCCACAGACGACAUGGAGGAUGACAACAUCACGGGACAUCGUGAAGACUUAGGGGUGUCGGCAACAAAGGGAGACAGCAGUGUUCCACUCGAAAUACAGCUGCGGGGUCCUGGAAUGCAGCAGCUGUACUCCCAGGCCUGCCGCCAGGGGGCGCGACCGGUGCACAGCGUGCGCGGGCUCGUGGUUGGUCAGUUCAGAUCCGGGAAGACGUGUGUCGUCAGGAGGCUGACGGGAGAGAAGGCUGUGGAGAAUGAACCGAUAACAGACGGCAUCGAGAUUUCACCCAGCGUGAUGACCAAGACUUGGCGGAAGGCAAAAGAGGAGCCAGACGAAUUCAAGGAAACUAUGGCAGAACGAUUGGCAGAACAACAAGAACGGGACAAACCACGCACCCGGACAUCGUCACGAACCCAAGGAGCAGCCAGGAAAAAAGAAGAAAGUGUGGUUACGACUACGUCACGACAAACACAAGACAUGCCGGAUGAUGUCAAAAUAAAAGCUCAACAGCGACUUCAGAGUGACGUGAUGGUUCAAAAGCAAACACCAGACAUUCCGGAUGAUGUCAUAGAAAAAGCCAAGGAGCGACUCCAAAGUGGCGUUACCGAGGAGCAGCUUGGAACAGCCGAACACCCGCGUCUCUCCCUCUGGGACUUCGGCGGCCAGGCCACGUACUACGGCUCGCACCAGUGCUUCUUCACGUACCGCGGGAUCUACAUCCUGGUCAUGUCACUGCUGCAGAAGCUGUCCGACCCAGUUCCUGAUCUGGACUACAAGGCUGCAGCGGACAACCUCGUAACUGGAAGAGACUACUUGGACCACUGGCUGAACUCAGUCCGCACACACACCCUGGUGCACGGGCGGGAGCAGACAGGAGAGCCGCGUGUCGUCUUGGUCCUCACGCACAAGGACAGAGUUGAUGAGUCGGACAUUGAGGAGUACAAGAAAGACAUACGUGAUCACAUCGAUGAUAAAGCUGCCGGUAAACACGUCUUGCCUGAGAUAUUUGUCAUCGACAACUUCGACGAGGACAACAGCGACAUUGACGAGCUCCGAGAAUACCUCCGUGAGGUGGCGAAGGGUCUGUGGUUCAUGGGCCAGGAGGUGCCGAUGGCUUGGCUUCAUCUGAAGUCCAAACUGAUGGACAAGAGGAAAGAGGACAACCUAUUCUGCAGUUUCCAAGAUGUCGUCGAUCUGGCCCGGAGUGAUGACGUGGGCAUCACGGACGACAGCCAUGUUGCCGACAUUUUGACCUUUCUACAUGACCUUGGUGACAUCAUCUUCAUCAACGAACCUGUUCUCCGUGAUCACGUGGCCCUUCGACCCCAGGUGAUGAUUGACGUCUUCAAGACCAUCAUCACCGUCCCGGAGUACCAACAGAACAGGAGCACGGAUGGGGAGGUUGCCGAGAUGUGGAGGAGGCUGGAGACGGAAGGCAUCCUCAGUGACAGGCUGUUGACAAUCAUCUGGACCAAAGCAGAUCAAAAGAUGCAGAAACCCUUCCUACUGCGGCACAAGCCCUUCCUGAAGCGACUGAUGGAAAAGUACUACCUCCUCUGCUAUGCCACGCCGAUCGGUGGGUUUGAUGACACUUCGGGUGAUCCUGAGAAAGAAGAGAUCUACUUCGUACCAUCUCUCCUGGCCGCAAAGCCUGACGACAGCACCUUGUAUCCUGGGCUAAUGAGGAGAUACCAGCAUCCUCUGUAUGUCGUAUUCGACAACAUGUUCCUCCCAAGUGGCAUGUUCUAUCGUCUACAAGCCAUUUGUGUGCGCAGGUUCGGUCUUCAAGAGUCCGACGUGUUCGCCGGCUGCGGCCGCUUCCCUACCGACGAUGUAAAGCAACAGUUUGUGGUAACCAAAGUGAAGCACUACCUGAAGGUAGAGCUUCUGUCGGCUGAAGCUGAAGAUCAGCCAGUAUUCACACAGGCCCUUCCUGUUAGAAAGUUCCUCAGCAGUUGUCUCUUUGAGAUCAAGGAGAAGUGGAUCCCGUCCAUCCAGUAUGACUGGUGCUUUGGUGAUGAGUCAGAAAAAGAAACAGGAACACCAGUAUUCUACCCGCUGUCUGACAUCGAACAAGACACGGCAACGGGAUCCAGUCGUUUUCCAGAAGACUUCAUCAAUGUCUGGAUACGUGGCAGAAGUGAUACGACAACGUUCUGUGCAGAAAACUCAGGUGGUUCCGGACCCGUGAUGAUAGAGCCGACGCUGAACCCAGACUCAGUCCACACGAUCGGCCCUGUCCUGGACUGUAUGGAGACCUGCAGAGGGCUGAGUCUGUCACAGUGCGAUCGGAUCAGACACGAGCUCACAUCGUUCAGCAGGUUCAAAGAGCUGGUUGCCACCGUCAACAGGGCCGGAGACAUGUGCCGUCGCUUGCUGGGGGCGUCCGUGGACGUUUGUCUGCCGGAGAGAGCACCCAUGUUUCCCAGGGAAGAGAGAGGGAACGAAAUUGUUCUCCUACACACCGGAGACUACAAUGACAAGCUCACCCAGCCACUGUUGAAACAGGCAGUCCAAUCGUCCAGCAGGUACGGUGUAACAGUGUCUGAAGACGUCAUCGAACCAGGAGAAAUCAUCACAGACAAACUCUUGCACCAUCUUCUCCAACGGAACGUCAGGAUGGUCGUACCGAUCAUCACACCCCAGACUCUCCACAGCAGACACUGGUCCACGCUCGGGUACGAAUUCUGCGUACACAACAAGAACCUGGUCUUCCCGGUCUUCGCGUACCCUGAAGGAAACAGAGAGCGUUUGCUAGAGGUACUCGGCAGGCGCUGUGCGGGGAUGUUGGAUAUGUCAUCAACAGAAGUACCAAUGACUGAAGAACCACUGUCCAGCACCAAAAUUGGUCUCGUUUUAGCAGAUAUCCUGAGGAAGGUGUCGUCUUCUGUUGUGCUGAACACGUACAGAAUCACAGAAGAAGGUUGCACGAUUGAGGAGGAUGGUGUCACUAUCUUCUUUCCAAAAGGAUGCGUCAAGACAGGGAGGUCCCUGUCCUUGGAGGUCGAAAUGCUGCCCAUUGAUGACGCCUUAACAAAGACUUUCUCAGCUGUGACCCCGAUACUGACUGUGCACCAAGAAAAGGAGGAGGACUUCUUAGAGCCCGUGAGCGUCACCCUGCCGUGGGCAUGGAAGAAGGGCGACUACAGCACAGAUAAGACCGUCCUGAUGGAGAGAAAGUCAAAUCAUCCCCAGUGGUCGCUGCUAAGGACAGAGUUUCAAGAGACAGAGGACACAGUCACAUUCACAACGAGACACUUUUCUGGGAUUGCCGGUGCCAAGGAAAGUGGCAAAGAGGGAGAAAGUUCGACCCCCCCUGCAGAAAGGCCAGGGAAGCAGGAGGAGACUGCCAAUUCGGGGGCGUCAGAGUCAAAUGUUCCAUCAGAGUCAAAUGUUCCUUCAACAUCUCCAACCACGUCUCUGUCAUUCCAGACAUGUUGGAACAGGUACACCGAAGACAAAGUGUACCUCAUCAUAAACCCAAACAAGGCAAGAACAGACAACAACUGCAUCCACCUCAUGUGUGUUCACAAGGACGACGACCCCAACGACUUUUUCCAAGCUGACAAUAUGUUGCCGCUCCCACCGUUCAAACAACGCAUCGUCAUGGGCUGGGAAGAAAGGAUAGACGCCAAAUUUGAUGAAGAAAAAGAGGUCAUUGGGGAUUCUCGUGAUCUUAAGGAAGGUAUCAUCUUCUUCUUCCCACCAGCUAACUGCAACAGGUGGUCAGUUGGACUGAUCCUGAACAAUCCGAGCCAAACCAAAAAGAUGUACCAAGGAGCCGUCCAUUUCAGACUUUCUAAACCCGGAUCACAAAUAACUGAUCUCAAGCGCCGGAUCCCGUCAGCGACAGUGUAUUUCCACUCUGAAGAUGAGGGGAAGAUAAGUCAGGUUCAGCAGAAGGAAGGCACUGUGGUCACCAUGACCAAAGCGUCCAAGAUACAACAUAAGAAAGGUGGAAAGAGGAAAGCCAAAACUCGGCAUAUUGGCGAGUCCAGCGACAGUGGCCCCCCGGUAAAACGUCUGAAGCAAGAGUUCACGUCUAUUCUGAUGGUUAACGAUACGUACGGCACGUCCCAUGGAGGUAUUUCUACCACGAACCGUCAGGUGGCGCAGUUUCUGAAACUUCAUGGUGCUACAGUUCAUGCUACAGCUGUGCAAGCAUCUGAAGAAGACAAGUGGUGCGCCACAGAGGAUGGUGUUAUUCUGCAUUUGCCUGUCAAAAAACCCAGAGACGAGAGGACGCCAUCUUUAGAAUGGUUAACCUUUGACCACAGUAGUCGUUACCUAGCCAUACCACAGGAUCUGAAGUGCAUUGUGGGCCAUGCAAAUGUCACCAGUGGAGCCGCAAAGAGCAUACAAGAAGACCGCUGUCAACAGGCAAAAUUGGUCCUUUUCAACCACGACAUACCAGAAGAGACAGAGCACUACAAGGGAGAUAAGAAAGCGUUGGCCGCGGGGAAGAAGAUAAAAGACAUCCUCGAGGAUGCAAAGAAUGCAGAUGCAGUGUUCUCAUUGGGAAGAAGAAUCUACGGCUUCUUCGAGACGAAGUACAGGUCACUUGGAGAAAGCAAACCAGGACAACACUUUUUGUUUCUCCCAAGACCAUCUCCAGUGUUUGAAGCCAUCUCUGUCAGGCCAGGAGGAGGGCAGAAAGUCGUGCUUUCUGUCGGGAGAGUGACCGAAGUGGACAAGCUGAAAGGCCAUGACCUGGUAGCGCGGGCGUUGGGGGAGGUUACAGAGAAGAUCACAAACGUCAGAUUGUGUGUUCGUGGGAUAGAUGAAGAUGACUGGGAAGCGAGCAAGAGAAUCCUGGAAGAGAACCUGCACAGUGGCAAGAUCAAACCCACCCUGCUGCCAUGUGGAACACAGGAGGACAUCGCUCAGGACAUGCAGCAGGCUCACCUGGUCCUGAUGCCGUCUCGUGCCGAACCGUUCGGGCUGAUCGGUCUGGAGGCCAUCGCAGCAGGCAUCCCCGUACUCAUCUCUGACAAGUCGGGGUUGGCAGACAUGAUCAAGGACUUGAUCAAGGAGAAGAAAUGCCCUGCAGAAAUGAGGCACAGGAUCGUGAAAACCAGCGUGAGGGAGUCCGACCUGGCUGAGGAUGCAAGAAAAUGGGCAGAAAGGAUCGCAGACACCUUGGAAUACUCUGAGGCAGAAUUCGACAAAGCAGCAGAGUACAAGAAGAAGCUGUUGGAGUCCAAGUACUGGGAAGAGUCGCACCAAAACCUGCUGCGGGUCUGUGGCUUGACGGACUGAGUCUAGAUCGCGUCUUUUUACCUACGUGUCAGAUUCCUAAUCGCUGAUCCUAACGCACACAGUUAAUGUCAUCAUUACUGUGUGUUUAUAUUGCAAAGCAAAGCAAGACUUGGCAGUGACCACAUCUAUCAUUGGCCAUGUACAAUUUCAAAGAUAAGCUCAUUUACAUUGACACUGUCUAUUGUCUCUAUACAGGCCUUUCUAUCAUCUACGUUGCAAUUAGGGCAACGUACAUAUAUAGCUAGUUGGUCGUGGGCUUUUUUGUACAUGUAGUCUGAUGUCAGUAUGGACUUCAAAUGACCAAAUGGCAUAAUUUUCAUUCUCGUUUAAAUUCAAAUCUGUAUAUAAACCUGUAUCAAAUGGAAAGUCAUUUAAUGUACAUAUGUAAGCAUGGCAAGUUAUUAUGAAUGAAGAUAUUUACAGUACUUUAGAAGAAAAUUUAGAAGAUGUGAAUCUAAUGUACACGUUUUUAAUUACUAUAAGUACUGAUUUGUAUCCUUGAUAUUGUGAUUGAUUUAGUUUUUGUUACAUGUUGAUGUAAUAGAGUGUGUUUUUCUGUUUGCCUGCUGGUAUUUCGUAAAUUGAAGGGGUACCCUUCCCUUUACCUGUUGGUGUAAAAUUUUUAUCACUCAUCAAAGUCCUUUAUAAUGUAAUUUGCAAAGGAGUAGUUUGUAAAUGAGUUAUAACUUCAGGAAAGCUUUGCUGUAAAUUCAGCCUUAGAUAACUAGUGUCCCAAGCA